AGCGUUCAACAAGUAAACAUUCAAAUGAUUCAACUGAUAAUUUCCGCGGAAUUCAUGAAUAUUUCGAGGUUUUUUAUUACUUCAAUUAACGUAAUGUGAAUAAUUAGAGGGUUGUGCCGAUAAUUAAUCAACUAUUAUGUGCACCACUUAAUUACUUCGAAAGCACACUCGUUAAGAAAAUGUGCCACCGAACGCGAUUUGGUUCAGAAACAUUGAAAUAACUCGAUUCUGUGUCCGUGUUUCUAGCAUAAAUUCAUCCUCAAAAUGAUGUGCAACCAGUUCCGCCAAAAUUUCUACACUUUGAUUGGAAUUCUUCUCGGAUUAUUUUUCGGUUCCAUUCUUAUUCCGAUUCUUGAAAAUGGAUGUUUUCGCGUUGACUUCUCCUACAAUAGUAACGCAUUUGACAAUCAGUUGCUAUCUGAAGAGUACGUACCGAAGAUAAAUUUAGCUGGAAAACCAGUUAAAGCUCAGAAAAAUCCUCAAAAGUUACUACGACCGAGAUAUUUCUCAACCGAAUUGGGUAUUCGUAAGAAGCUUUUUGUUGCUGUAUUAACUACUCAACAAACCAUUAAUACCAAAGGGAUCGUUGUCAAUAAGACCACGUCUCAUCUGGUCGACAAACUAACAUUUUUCAUCGAUGCGCCAGGUACGCAGAAAUUGAACGUUUCGUAUUUGAAACUUCCUGGAAUAGUGGGCUUUAUCGAUACCAGAGUAAUUCUCAAGCCGUUUCACGUUUUGAAGUAUAUAAAAGACAAUUAUAUCGAAAAUUAUGAUUUCUUUUUCAUCGUAAAUGAUAGCGCUUACAUAAAAGCGAGAAAGCUCAAUGAAUUAGUUCAAAAAAUCAGCAUUAGUCGAGACGUAUACGCUAGCACCAAGAUACCAGAUUCAUUAUUUUGUUCUUUAGAUGCUGGCAUCUUGUUCAGUAAUUCAGUGAUUCAGAGGAUGGUGAGAAAUAUCGACUGGUGUGUUAAAAACGUAUUUUCUUCAUCCGACGACGAUAAUUUUGGACGUUGUGCUCUUCACUCAUCCAAUAUCCCGUGUCAAGAAAUGGUACAAGGAAAUAAGUUCGAGAGCUACCAUUUAACAAACGAGGAGAAACUAGAUUCAGACGCUAUUUCUCAGAUGUUAGAUUCUGUUACGGUGUAUCCUAUCAAAAAUGUGAAAACAUUUUAUACUCUUCAUGCAUAUUUCUCAAAAAUCGAACUUGAAAGAACCAACGCCGAAAUUGCAUCCAUACGCAAGUCUAUAGUAAGCAUGUCUGAAUUUACGCCUGAUGGAUCCUCCUCUGUUACUUGGCCAAUCGGCAAUCAACCGGGUAAUAAACCGAUAACUAGAUUCGACGUACUGCGUUGGGAUUAUUUCAAUGAAUCGCACAUAUAUCUAAGCACCGACUUUGAUAUAAUCAGAUUUUUAAAUGACGCCGAAAAGAAAGAUAUACAGCUUCUCAUCAAAUCGUGCAUUGAUAUGAUUAGUGCAAAAUACAGCGGGAUUUAUCAAUAUCAUUCGUUAGUAAAUGGUUAUCGUAAAUUUGAUCCUUCUCGAGGUAUGGAUUACAAGCUCGAUAUCGCUUUUCGAGACACCACGAAUGAUAAAAUAAUUCAGAAAAGAUUAGAAGUGUGCAAACCUCUGGGAAAAAUUGAAAUAUUGCCAGUACCGUAUGUUACGGAGAAUCGUAGAAUAAACAUCUUGCUGCCUGUUCGUGUAAACGAUAAAUCAAACGUUAAUAAAUUCUUGCAACAAUAUAAAACUGUAUGUUUGGAAAAAAAAGAGAAAACUUUUCUUAUGCUGGUACUAAUUUACGAGUACAACGUUCCUGGUAAAGGAACAAAAGACGAUAUAUUUCAAGAUUUCAAGAACCAAGCAGUAUCGCUUACUAAAACUUAUCAAAGAGAUGAUAAUCGAGUUGCUUGGGUUUCAAUCAAGCUUCCAUCUUCUGAAAAUCGGGCUAUGGAAGAAGCUCUGCUGUAUUUUGCUGUAGUAGACAUAGCGAUGAGAAAGUUCAACUCUGAUUCGUUGAUACUCAUUGGUAGUCCUGAGAUGGAAAUUCGAAUAGAAUACUUGAACAGAGUUCGAAUGAAUACCAUUCAAGGAUGGCAAAUUUUCAGUCCUAUUCCUUUUUCUGAAUAUAAUCCUACGAUUACGAAGAUACCGGCUCAACAGUACAUGGAUAUAAAUAAACGACAAGGUCGUUUCGAUAUUCAUAAUACGCAGCAUAUCUCAUUUUACGUAAAAGAUUAUAUCACGACUCGUAAAAAAAUAGAAAACUUGAUUCCGGUGAUAAAAUCUGAUUCGGAUAUUCGUGUUUUACGAUCAAACCUAAUCGAUCGUAAUAAUUUUACUGGCCUAGCUUUACACACCAUUUACAGUAUGUUCGUUAGAUUCGGCGACGUUCACGUAAUCAGGGGUGUUGAACCGGCUUUAAGAUUGAAAUAUCGUGAAAUCGAUUGUCAUCUGUACGAAGCGAAUACAGAUACUGUUGUGAGCGCUGUGCAUACAAAUUGUCAAACCAAACGUAAUUUUAAUUUAGGAUCUCGAAGUCAACUUUCUAAACUUAUUUUAGAAUACCAAGAUAAUGCACACCCUAAUUUUACUCUUCGAUGAGUGUGAUUUUUAAUUUAUUUAUUUUGUUUCUUGUCAUGACCUAAGACAGACUAUCAACAAGUACACACAGGGUGUAAUUUUAUGGUACCUACUUAAGAUUGGGGCAACUAAUGGUGCUUUUUUAAAAUCAUUUUAUAUUUUAUUAUGUUUUUUAUUUGUUAUGAUGGAGGGAAUCACUGUAAUCUCAAUAUCGAAAAUGUAUACGAUUUUUGGGUAAGUUAACUUAUUGUGAUAAUUAUCAUUUCAUGUGUCUUCAUUUUGUAUUUUUUUUUUUUUUUGUAAAAUUUAUUGUAGUACCUAUACCUACAUAAUAUAAAGACUUGACUCUUUA
Messenger RNA from Planococcus citri (citrus mealybug), 2932 nucleotides. It is a transcript of the gene Chpf, whose product is annotated as Chondroitin polymerizing factor. Gene Ontology annotation, cellular component: Golgi cisterna membrane. The coding region runs from base 265 to 2601 and encodes 778 amino acids. The transcript is spliced from 9 exons. NCBI's taxonomy places the organism in Eukaryota, Metazoa, Arthropoda, Insecta, Hemiptera, Pseudococcidae. Gene Ontology annotation, molecular function: glucuronosyl-N-acetylgalactosaminyl-proteoglycan 4-beta-N-acetylgalactosaminyltransferase activity. The record is from RefSeq and is a predicted model, not a curated record.